Sporisorium graminicola is the source of this 264-nucleotide messenger RNA. RefSeq lists its product as uncharacterized. Lineage: Eukaryota; Fungi; Basidiomycota; Ustilaginomycetes; Ustilaginales; Ustilaginaceae. The record is from RefSeq and is a predicted model, not a curated record. Gene Ontology annotation, molecular function: RNA polymerase II complex binding. Bases 1 to 264 code for a protein of 87 amino acids. The transcript is spliced from 3 exons. Gene Ontology annotation, cellular component: transcription elongation factor complex. Gene Ontology annotation, biological process: transcription elongation by RNA polymerase II.
AUGGGCAAAAGGAAAUCAUCGAGUAAGAAGCCCGGCGGCGCAAAAAAGCCGGCACCGCUCGAUACGGUUUUCACCUGCCUCUUCUGCAAUCACGAAAAGGCGGUCUCGUGCAAGAUAGAUGACAAGGCAAGGAUCGGCUACCUGUCGUGCAAGAUCUGCGGCCAGAAGUUCUCCGCCGACACAAACCCACUCGAUCAACCUAUCGACGUCUACUCGCUCUGGAUCGACGCGUGCGAGGAUGUCGCAAACGAGCAGGAGCGAUGA